Messenger RNA from Kwoniella mangroviensis CBS 8507, 2055 nucleotides. RefSeq lists its product as uncharacterized. The coding region runs from base 1 to 2055 and encodes 684 amino acids. The transcript is spliced from 4 exons. Gene Ontology annotation, molecular function: UDP-galactose transmembrane transporter activity. The record is from RefSeq and is a predicted model, not a curated record. Gene Ontology annotation, cellular component: Golgi membrane. Gene Ontology annotation, biological process: pyrimidine nucleotide-sugar transmembrane transport. NCBI's taxonomy places the organism in Eukaryota, Fungi, Basidiomycota, Tremellomycetes, Tremellales, Cryptococcaceae.
AUGGCACCUUCCUACCCUUCCCCUGUGAACGGUACAAGACGACCGACGAUGGAUCGUUCAAACUCCCAUACAGGAGCAUCAUCGCCCAUCCUCGCCUCGGCUCACACUACAAAUGCGAAUCGACGCGUUUCAGCUGCAGUAAAUAUCGAGGAAGAUAGGGGGUUGACAAUGCGCGAAAAGGAGAGAGCGGAUCAGCAAGGAAGUAUGGGUAAAGCUGGGGGUGUGAGUAGUGGAGUGACUAGACCUAAGAGACGCCUUAGUAGUCUACCUACUCAACCUCACCCUUUCUUUUCUGUCAACAGAGCCAUGUCUACCAAUUCUAUGAACUCCCCUCCUUCUUCCCCUAAGAUCACUCAUCCUCAUUCCACUUAUCAAGCAAUGCAGAAUCACAAGCAUGAACAUAACGACGAUCAUCACCAAACGCCCGCGUACAAUCGUGCGAACCCGCCAAGAUUAGAUGGAAAGGUUGGUAUGGUCAGCUAUGCAACUCAGAUGGCAGCUGCAAGUAGGGACAAAGAGGGUCCACCGAUGUUAUGGGGUAUAGAGUUGAAAUGGAUAUCGUUGAUCACCCUCGCUCUUCAAAACGCCUUUCUCACCAUCAUCAUGCACUAUUCUCGAAUAUCCACCGCACCAGGCAAGACAUAUUCUGCAGCUACUGCUGUAUUGCUCAACGAACUGCUGAAAGGUUCAAUAUCGAUAAUAAUAGCGUUGAAAAGGAUAGAUACCGACAUGUCAAAGUCGCCAAUACAACCACCAGCGGUAUAUGCUGAAAAAUUAAAUACAAGGGAUUCAGAUCGUCGAAUUACCUCUAGUAGUUCGUCGGCAUUCUCCCUCAUACAUCCCACACGACUCGCGGCAUUAUCCAAAGCUGUCUUCUCGCCAGAUUGCUACAAGCUUUCUGUACCCGCCAUUCUAUAUGUCAUUCAGAACAACCUUCAAUACGUCGCUGCCUCCAAUCUCGACGUGGCAACUUUCCAGGUCACCUAUCAGAUGAAAAUCCUUACUACCGCUUUCUUCUCGGUGUUGAUGCUCAGAAAGAGAUUAUCCAAAACGAAAUGGGCUUCAUUAGUCAUGCUCGCUAUAGGUGUUGGGAUUGUCCAGAUGCAAUCUACUUCUGCGCCUGCUACCUCCCACUCAACAACGACUAAAAUCAACCAUGGUGAACAUCAAUUACGAUCUGAGAUACCCGGAGCGCUUCACGAAGAAAUCAGGAUGAUGCAUCCGUUAAAAGGUUUCUUAGCUGUUACAUUAGCAUGUUUGACAUCGGGAUUAGCAGGAGUUUAUUUCGAAUUCAUCUUAAAAUCUUCUUCUGGUAAUGCCCCACCACCUGAUCUGUGGGUACGAAAUACCCAAUUAUCGUUGUUCUCCCUCGUACCCGCUUUGGUACCUAUCAUAGUCGCUCCUGCUGGACCGGAAGGUAUGGGAUAUGUAGGAAGAGUCAUGUCUGCGUUUAGCAAUUUCAAUGGGUGGGCGAUAGGGACGGUAUUGACUCAGACUCUUGGUGGUUUGAUAACGGCUUUGGUCAUCAGAUAUAGUGACAACAUCAUGAAAGGAUUCGCAACUUCCCUCUCCAUCGUGAUCUCCUUCCUUGCAUCCGUCGCUUUAUUCUCCUAUCCUAUCACAUUAGCAUUUGUGACAGGAUCCAGUAUAGUAUUAGCCGCUACGUACAUAUACAACUCGCCUUCCAGCUCUCCUCCAACAACAAGGACGACAGUGGCAGUCGCCCCCGGAUCACCUAUAUCGACGAAUGCUCCGAUCUUGGGUGAACCGGAGAAGCCCUCUAGAACAUCCAGUGUAAUUAAUUUGUUGGGUUUAUCAAAUUCCUUGGCAGGAUCUAGAAAAACUUCUUCGACGGACCUCAAGAACAAUUUGUCGUCGUUUACUCCUACAGCUGGCUACUCUGCUUCUGCACCUGGGACACCAUACUUGGGGAAUAGUGGAAGAGCGAGUCCGAAUUUGAGCAUAAAUACCAACGUCCAUUCGAAUCAGUAUUUGGGUGGGCCAGCUCAGAUAGUCGGCGGGCCUGGAACGGGAUUCGGAAGGGAGAAAAGUUGA